Messenger RNA from Ostrea edulis (European flat oyster), 3893 nucleotides. Its product is annotated as histone-lysine N-methyltransferase SUV39H2-like. Gene Ontology annotation, cellular component: nucleus. The record is from RefSeq and is a predicted model, not a curated record. The coding region runs from base 124 to 1944 and encodes 606 amino acids. The transcript is spliced from 6 exons. NCBI's taxonomy places the organism in Eukaryota, Metazoa, Mollusca, Bivalvia, Ostreida, Ostreidae. Gene Ontology annotation, molecular function: zinc ion binding; protein binding; histone H3K9 methyltransferase activity.
CCGGAUAUGAAACAUUUUUCAAAUGCGCGCCAUUAUUUGCUCUGAAUGAUUUGUUGACAUGAUGUUUGCUUAGUAUAUUUUAAUGUUUAGGAUGCGAUUCCAUCAUUAACUGAAGGAGAAGAGAUGGGAAUCAUUGAAAUAUUUGAGUCUCGUGUGCCAUGCUUGUCAGACAUUUUAGACUUGCAAAGAAACUGUCAAAAACAACAGCUGAAGUUUUCUACAGAUACUAAUCGUUAUUUGCUGUACCUCACGUUGAAGAAAGUGGGACCAUUUGUUGCACAGAAACUAGUUAGCAAAUUGGUGGAGAAAGGGGAGAUAAAAUGGGACGAUGAUGACAACUGGGAAGUGGAGAGAAUUCUGGAUCAUGUUCAGGAAGAGGACAAGGACUUCUAUCUCAUUAAGUGGAAAGGUUGGAGCAACGCUUAUAAUUCCUGGGAACCCAAGGACAAUCUAUCCUGUGAAGAUCUGCUCGCAGAAUUCAAAGAAUUCCAGGCCAAAGGAAGGAAGCGCAGGAUCGUGGAGACGGAGGAUGAUCUGGCUCCCAAUCCAAAGCGUAACAGGGUAGAUGAAAUCUUCCUCAAACUUGCACCUGUUCGAGACACAUUGUCGCCUCUAGGACUCAUGUCUCUAUCUAGUCCCACAAAGACAGGGAAGAGGCCGGUAUACAAAGGAAUCAAUAGGAAUUAUGGAGAAUCCAGAUUUGUGCCCCGGAGAGCCCUGGCUCCAGGCAUGAAACAGCUGAACCCAAGAUCGAAAUUCUACAAACAGAAGAGAGUUGAGGUUCAGAAAGAGUUGAAAGAGUGGGAGAGACAUUUGAAUAGAAUUAACACAGAUCCAGCAGGGAUUGUGGUGGAAAAUGUGGUGGAUCUAGAGGGGCCACCUGAAAACUUUAUGUAUAUAAAUGACUAUCGGUCAGGGGAGGGAAUCACGAUACCGGACGACCCGAUCGUAGGAUGUGAGUGUGAAGAUUGCCAUAGCAGUCAAAAAACAUGCUGUCCCGCCCAGUGUGGUUCAAUGUUUGCUUACUACAAGAAGAAGAGACUGAAGGUUAUGCGGGGAACUCCUAUAUAUGAAUGUAACAGGCGAUGCCAGUGUGGAGUUGAGUGCCCCAAUAGGGUAGUCCAGCAGGGCCGGAAAUUCAAAGUGUGUCUGUUCCGCACUGCCAAUGGCCGGGGGUGGGGCGUGAAGACAUUACAGAAAAUUAAAGAAGGCUCCUUCGUAGUGGAAUAUGUGGGAGAGGUGAUCACCGACAAGGAAGCCGAGCGGCGGGGUAGGCAGUAUGACGCUGUCGGCAGGACCUACCUUUUUGAUUUAGACUACAACCCGGGAGACUGCCCCUUCACAGUGGAUGCUGGUUACUAUGGCAACGUGUCUCAUUUCAUAAAUCAUUCAUGUGAUCCAAAUUUAGAAGUGUUUGCUGUGUGGAUUAACACUCUAGACCCUCGUCUGCCUCGCAUUGCUCUGUUCUCCAAGAGGGACAUCGAGAAAGGGGAGGAGUUAACCUUUGAUUACAUGAUGACAGGGGACACUACUAAUGAAGCUCCUACACUAGAUAACGUAGACAUCUCAAAACAGGCCAAGCUGCUGCAAGCGUCCAGUACCCAGUCCAUUGACCUGACCAGUGACGGUAGCACUGCCACGGAGGACGAAGACACCUCCGACGAAACGCAAGGAGAAACCGACACUUCUAAAGAAACCGACACCGAGGGAAGUGAAGCAGCAGACAAGGAGGAGGAAGUCAUACAGACAGAGAUAAAGACGACCGCCACGGGGACAGAGAUAAAGACGACCGCCACGGGGGAUGCUCCGGUCAACGGGAUGGGAAUCAACAUGGAUCCUGUCACGAAAAAGACACCGGAGAAACUCUUGCCCAAAACUGUAACUGACCAGUACAAGAUUGUUUGUCAAUGUGGAGCGAAGAACUGUAGGAAGUACUUGUUCUGAUUGUACUAGUCAAGUCUAUACUGGCAUUGUUUGGGUCAUUUCGAUUUGCAAUCCAAGGAAAGCCUAUGUAUUUGAAUGAAAUGUUUAAAUUUGUGACAUUUUUUAGGAUCAUGGCCAAGUUUUGCGCAGAAUAUGAGCUUUUCCAGGAAUACUUUUAAUUAUUUUAAUGGAAUUUAUAUUUUGCAGGAAAAGGCUGUUAGUCAUGUUUUGCUCAAAUAUAAAGGUAUUUAAAUAUUACCAUACAUGUAAGAUAUACUAAGUCACGAUUAGGCCUAACCAAGUCACGAUUACGCCUAACGCUGUUGUGCAUCUUCUCUGCAGUAAAUUUAGAUACUGCAUACAAUGUGUGUCAGUCAGUGUGCACAGUGCAUUAGAAUGGUCAAUUUUAAGCAGUUUGUAAAUACAGCGAUGUCUGAAUCAAUUAGUGAUGAAGGCUAUAUGUGUAUUGAUUGCUUUCUGUUAAAUGAUUUUCGUGGCAUCUGUGCAAGUCCAGAUUGUCAUGUCGAUCGGCUCUUCAGGGGGAAAUCUUUCAUGAUAGUCAUUGUGCAUAUGUUUAUUAUCAUUGCUAGCUGGAGCCAAUAUGAUUGCAUGUAAUUGUAUGUAAACGUGUCAUUCAAUGUUUGUAAUUCUUGUAGGAUAAUCCGACUUGUUAAUGUCGACUCUUCUUGUGUAACUGUAAUCAAUACUAACACUGAGUAUGAUAGGUCUCCCAUUUCACACCGUCAUCAAAUAUAUACCUGUACUGUAUAACCGGUAUUAUCUGCGGUGGAAAUUUUCGCGAUUCGAUCUCUAAAAGGUAACUGUAUUCUGCGUUUCCGAUUCCUGAGGUUGCAAUACACCCUAUCUAUACUUGUAUGUAUCGAUAUAUAUAUAGUUUUUGCCACUGUAAUUUUUGCAGAGCUUUCCUAUCCGCAAAUUUCUUCAAAAAAAUGGACAACAGCAGAAAAUACCUGUUAAUAUGAUGAUUUUCCUGAAAGAAUAAAAUGACGGUUUGCUGGUGGAGAUAUUUUAUUAAGGAAAUUCUGUGAAGUGUCCAUUGUGAAUACACACAUCAUUAAAGUCUUUCAGGCUUUGUGUGUGAAUGUUUUAAUGAAUUAAAUCUUGAUUUUUUUUUUAGAAACAUUGGGCACAGUUUUAUUGUGCUUGUUACUAAAUGAUGCUUGUGUGCGACUCGUCCCAUGUAUUUGUGAUCUUAGUUCUCAAUGGCAGGGAAGUCCAGUCCUAUGCUCAUCAAUAUAUUUAUAAUUUCAUUAUGGUAGAUCUUGUAUAUGUUAAAAACUAUAUUAAUCAUCUCAUUUAUUCUGUACAUGUGUAGUCGUGGAUACGAGAAUGAAGUGUACGAGGCACAUUUUUAAUUUUUUUUAAGCGUGUGUAUUCAUUAUUAGGAAAAAUAAAAUGGACUAAUACAUUUGCAAGAUAUCGAAAUGGACUGUUUUAUUAUGUAUAGAAUUUUAGUGUGAAAGGUGGUGUUCACUUCCUGAUGAAGUUAUAUAGAACUUUUUGAAAUAAAAUUGUACAGUGACAAGAUAAACUUGAGAGUUGAUACAUGUAUUACGUACAGAAGACGAGUCUAUGAAAAUACGUGUAUUUAUAGAACAUAUGUAACUUAUUUCAUAGUAUAUAAAUGCGUAUGAUGUUCUGAAUAAAUUGUCAUAUUUGAUCAUGUAUUGGGGAAAAAAUGAGAACAGGUUUUGAAUGGAUUAGUAACUCUUUUAUCCAACUUUAUUGUGUUCAAGAUUUAAACCAGAUGAUGCAUGUUUAUCCAAUAUUUUAUCUACUAUACGAAAAUGUGUAUGUAAAGACCUUGGAUCUUUUAGAUUUGCAAAGUAAAAGGUCAAGGUCACUCAGGAAAAUUCUGUUAUUUUUAUACCCCAAGAUCAAAGAUCGGGAGCAUUGUUUUUUGUCUGUCUGUAUCUUGAACUUGGCUAUAAACUGAGAACUGUAAGAAA